UGGACUCGUACUUUCCAUCCACCACGGAUGUCGUAUGUCUCUUUGGACGUAUGCUAACAUCUCGAAUGCAGUUCCCACUCCGGUGUUUUCAGGUCUACUAUCCUGCACUUUUUGUGAUUUGGUCUUGAUCGCUGUUUCUGAGCAGAUUCGCGAUGGCAAUAGUGUAUAUAGUAAUGCAAUCAUAUAUUUGCCACAUCUAAUUCCCUGAACCUGGACCGUGAUUGCGCAAUGCUUGAACCAGUAUGCUGUUGAACCGAUCAUCCUUGGAUGAGUGCAUAGAUCCUAUCGCCCACCGUGACCGCUCUUCUCACCGCAAAGCCAUCCGGUGUAUCAACAUGUUCAUGAACCCACACCCGCCAGAUCCCCGAGACAAGACUCCCUGUACCGGCAGAUUCCAGCAUCUUGGGUCUUGCGUGCGUCUAUGCAAACCACAUUCGGUCUGGCUCGCGUCUAGACGCGCAUGCGCGCACCUGCAUGAAAUGGCGGUCAAGGACAGGAUGCCCGCUGUUGUCAGAUGCAAGAGAGACUUAGCUGCAGGUACCCAUUUUGCUUUCGCCCAUCUUGCUUGCAGUAGUAUCUGUAUAUCUCCCGAGCAACCAAGAUUUCUCUUCAGUUUGCAUCGUGAGUGGGGAAGGCUCAGGCAGAGUCACAAUAGUUCUGUGGAGUGUAUUCGUGUUGAUGGUACGCACGGUCAGCUUGCUCAUCACCACUCGAUUUUGUCUGCAAAGACUGUCUAUCAUCUGAUCAGAUGACUCCUUGAGCAAAGCUUGGUUCGGAAUCAAUGAAAGUGUAUGUUGCGUUGUCUCGUGUUAUGAUGAGCUGUACUGUGU
Messenger RNA from Alternaria alternata, 830 nucleotides. RefSeq lists its product as hypothetical. The transcript is spliced from 2 exons. Lineage: Eukaryota; Fungi; Ascomycota; Dothideomycetes; Pleosporales; Pleosporaceae. The record is from RefSeq and is a predicted model, not a curated record. Bases 243 to 752 code for a protein of 169 amino acids.